Messenger RNA from Gossypium raimondii (Peruvian cotton), 1095 nucleotides. RefSeq names its product protein TIC 20-I, chloroplastic. Lineage: Eukaryota; Viridiplantae; Streptophyta; Magnoliopsida; Malvales; Malvaceae. The transcript has 3 exons. Bases 181 to 963 code for a protein of 260 amino acids. The record is from RefSeq and is a predicted model, not a curated record.
UUUCCCAUCCCUAGCCACAAGUAAAGCUAAAAAAGUUGGCCCUUUCUUUCUCAGGAAAAACAAGAUAGAAUUUACGAUGACGAAAAUCCAUAGCAGGCAGUCAUAAAACACUACCCAUUUAGCUAUAGCAUUUCAAGCUGCUUUGUUUCGUUGCUUUUUUCAAUUCAAGGUAGUGUUGCCAUGAUUCUGAAUGGCUUUACCUUUCCGUCGAGGUCUAUUUCAGUGAGUUCAAGGCUUCGUAAGCCUGUGCCGUGUAGCUCUAGUUUUGCAUGCUCUCAUCAUUUGGCUACCACAGCUCUAUUUCGAAGCAGCAGUGAAUCUGGAGAUGUGCCUUUCUUGCGCCUUUCUGCUGCAUCAUCUCCGUUGUUGAGUGGGGAUCUAGGUGGUCUAUCACAAGCUUUACCAUCAUUACCUAGGCGUCGUGGAUCUAAUUUGGUGCCUCGAGCUUCAAAGGAUGUUCCGUACAGUUUUCGUUUUCCACCAAUGACUAAGAAACCCAAAUGGUGGUGGAGGACUUUAGCGUGCCUUCCUUAUUUAAUGCCUCUUCACGAGACGUGGAUGUAUGCAGAAACAGCAUAUCAUUUACACCCAUUUUUAGAAGACUUUGAGUUUUUGACCUAUCCAUUUCUCGGAGCCAUUGGAAGUUUACCGAGCUGGUUCUUAAUGGCAUAUUUCUUUGUUGCAUAUCUAGGGAUAGUGAGAAGAAAAGAAUGGCCCCAUUUUUUCCGAUUUCAUGUCGUGAUGGGCAUGUUAUUGGAAAUUGCUUUGCAGGUAAUAGGGACCGUGAGCCGGUGGAUGCCACUUGCAAUAUAUUGGGGUAAGUUCGGGAUGCAUUUUUGGACAGCUGUGGCAUUUGCUUACCUCUUCACCAUUUUGGAGUGCAUAAGAUGUGCACUUGCCGGUAUGUACGCUGACAUUCCUUUUGUAUGUGAUGCUGCGUAUAUCCAAAUUCCAUAUGAUUAAUAAUCGAAAACAUACGGUAGAAACUGUUCUAAAUUUGCAUUAUGCAACGUAUGUUUUAAGUUGAACAUCUUUCUCAUUUUUCCAAUGACAAUCGUGCUAAGGCUGUUCCGGCUUUAGUUAUUAUUAGUGUUA